This is a messenger RNA of Owenia fusiformis, 1704 nucleotides long. The record is from the annotation of a GenBank genome assembly. Lineage: Eukaryota; Metazoa; Annelida; Polychaeta; Sabellida; Oweniidae.
CAAUUACAAAGUAUUACAAUUAUGCCUGAAUGGAACUGAUGACAUCACAGAUAUAACAAACUUCAUGUACUAGAGAUAUAAGGAUACACACCAGAUAACAAAAAAUAAUUUAAACAACAUUUACAUAACAUAAAUAAAUACGUUGAAGACCUGACAAUAUGGAAAAUAUUCUGAAAGCCACUUUGUGGCUAUUGGGGAUAGUUGCAAUAUGGGAAAUAGAUUGCAUAAAAGCAACAAGCAAAAAUCAAACUGCAAAUCAAAUCAGUACAACUCUGUAUUCAAAAAGUAUAAUUAUGUUCUCGGAAAGCACAACUCAGAAAGACCUGCAACAGAAUUCUUCAAGGACAAUGGACAUGCAAGAAUUCACCGAAGAGACUGGCAUUACCAAAAAUACUUCUAUGAAUGCAUAUACAGACAAGCCAGCCUAUGACCAGGAUCACAAUGAAACAAAUGGUAGGACUCCGCAAAAUGGUACAGGUAGUCAAAAUGUAACCACUGAUCAGUCUACAGCCAAUCAAAGAUGUAACGAGGACAAUGACAUUGCAAGUUUAUAUCCUAAGGAAAUUGCAGAGUUUGCCAGAGCUAUUAUGUUGUGGCUGGCUGGAAUUGUGUGUAUCAUAGGUGUACUAGGAAAUGGACUUUCUAUAACAGUUCUCCACCAUGAUGAAUCCAAAGGGCCCAGUACAUUCUACCUGAAAGCUCUAGCGAUACUGGACUUGCUUUCAUGUUCAACAUAUAUUAUGUUUGACUGUGUACAUUACAUAUAUAGAUAUACAUUUCUAAUGGAUAAAACAUCUGAAGUGACUCAUUAUUAUGAGCGAGGAUACACUUAUACAGGUUUGGCUCGAAUCUACUUUAUGCUAAUUAGCUCCUGGGUUGUUGUUGUCAUGACAUUAGAUAGAUACAUAGCUGUUUGUAAACCACUGAAGGCAGCAAGAUUGUGUACAGUUAAAAGAGCAAAGAUAAGUCUUGCAGUGAUAGUCAUCAUUUCAAUGAUCGUAAUAGUUCCAAGAGCCUUUGAAUUGACAAGUUUCAUGGGGACCCACCCAUGUACAGGCCUUCCUCAGGUCUCUCUAGCCUGGGGGGUUCUGGGUCAGAACCCUGCUUAUAGAAUCGCACAUGUCAUGGUCAUAUAUAGCAUUCUUAUGCUAUCUUUUCCCACAAUCAUAACAGCGAUCUUUAAUGCAUUCAUAAUAUACCAAUUGAAGCAACAAGCAAAAAACCGAAAGUCAAUGAUGAGUACAAAUGCCCAAAUAUCCAAAACAAAGGUUAAAGAUGGAAACCUCACAAAAACCUUAGCGACAGUAUCAACACUGUAUGUCAUUUGUUUUAUGCCACUUCUGGUCUUUUGUAUCUGGGAUGCAUUCUGGUACUUUAAUAUUUGGUCACCAAAGGGAAGUAGUUCACAUAGGGCAAUGUCAUUCUAUUUCCUACCUAUAGUGAAGCUUAUGACAAUUGUCAACUCAAUGGUAAACUUCUUUGUUUAUUUUUUCAUCCGUGAUGGCUUCAGAAAGAGGCUAAUAAAUAUGGUCUUGCCUCAAUGUAUUUUGGCUAAACAACAAUCAUCAAAUGAGAGACCAACUUCAAAAUCUAUAACAAAUGUUGAAACAGUUGUGUCAUCUCUAUAAAUAGACUUGUGAAAGUAUAUGAUAAAAGAGUUAAAUACGCAAGAUACCAGGUGUGAUAAUACUCCAGAUGAAUCAA